This is a messenger RNA of Lactuca virosa, 1491 nucleotides long. NCBI's taxonomy places the organism in Eukaryota, Viridiplantae, Streptophyta, Magnoliopsida, Asterales, Asteraceae. The record is from the annotation of a GenBank genome assembly.
GCAAAUAUUCCCUCUUUCUUUCUGUUACUCCUCUGCUCUGCUUUAAUCGGUUCCAACAGUCCAUUUCAACAAUGUACGAUUACUCCACUGAUUUUCCCUGCUGCUGCUUCUUUCGGACAUCGGACUCUGUAUGAUUAUUUACAGGUAGAACACUGCAUUUCAACAACGAUCUAAAAUGAGGGUUUUAUUUAACACAUUGGAGUCGCUAAGACCCCUUACAGAAACCAAGGCAUGGGACUACUGCGUUGUUUGGAAGUUCGAUGACGAUCCUUCAGGGUUUAUUAAGUGGAUUGGAUGCUGUUGCAGUGGUAGUAGCCAUGGUGUUUGUAAAAAUGUCAAAGAGGAAACCGAUGAACUCGAGCUCAAUACGCCUUACCUCUGCAAAGAUACUUACGUUAAACACUCUGUAAGGACAAAAGCUUGUGAAAAACUUGCUGUAAUUCCUUCUUCGUUGCCACUGUAUCCUGGGAUCCAUGGAGAAGUAGCGAUGUCUAAACAACCAUUUCUGCUAAGUAACGAUUCGCUUGGAACCCAAUUAGUCGUUCCUGUUGAAGGUGGUUUGAUCGAGCUCUUUAGAUCAAAACAUGUUCCGAAUGAUCAAAGGACGAUAGAAACCCUAAUUUCACGAUUGGGUGUCAUUAUAGAGCAUGAAUUCCAUGAAAAUGACAUGAAAAGUCGUGUGAAUUCAUAUCAUUUCCAUCAAAUUGUUCCUAAACUAGAGCUUCUUUUCCCUGUUCAACAACCUGUUAUGUCAUCAGGCGAUGGUAAGGCUAAACACAAGAUAGGUAAAGAACAAUACCAUUCAAAGAAUCUUGUAACCGAAAGAAACCGAAGAAAGCGAAUCAAAGAUGGUCUGUAUACACUACGCGCUUUAGUUCCCCGAAUUUCCAAGAUGGAUAAGGCUUCAAUAGUUGGAGAUGCAAUUGAUUACAUAAAAGAAUUGGAAAAAAAUGUUAAAGAGCUUCAAGAAGAGCUUAAGGAACUUGAAGAACAAGAUUGUAAGGUGAAUGAUGGUGAAGUGGAAGUUUGCAAACCGAAAAGAGCUUAUGAGAGCUCUACACAAAUGUAUUCUAAACCGAAAACUAGGGUUUCAAAUGUUAAUGAUUCAAAAAAUGAGGUGGAAGUGGAAGUGGAAGUACACCAAAUCGGGGCCCAUGAUUUCUUGUUGAAACUAAUUUGCAAUAAAAAACCCGAUGGGUUUUUGAAAAUAAUGGAGACAAUUGAUUCAUUGGGACUUCAAGUGAUUGAUAUCAAUGUUACUACUUGUAAUGGCCGUGUUUUGAACAUUUUAAACCUUGAGGCUAAAGGGAAAGAGGUGGUGGCCAAGAGUUUGAAAGACUCGUUGCUUACGAGUUGGUCGGCUUUAUAACUUGAUUGAAAUGUGAAUUUUUGUUUAGUUCUUUAAGUUUUUAUGUAAGAAAUUAAGAACAUUGAUUAAUAUUCUCAACAUUUUUCAUGUAAUUCUCGCUACUUGAUUUUAAUAGAUAUCCU